GUAGCCGGAAGCGGGUGGCGCCGAGGUGGGCGGUCGGCCCGCGUCCUCGGUGCAGUUCGGGGCGCCGCCGACCCCGGCCCGGACCCCCGCGCGCACGAGCGAGCCCACCUGCCCGCACCAUGGCCAGCCCGAGAACCAGGAAGGUCCUUAAAGAAGUCCGGGUGCAAGAUGAGAACAACGUGUGUUUUGAGUGCGGUGCGUUCAACCCUCAGUGGGUGAGUGUGACCUACGGCAUCUGGAUCUGCCUGGAGUGCUCGGGGAAGCACCGCGGGCUCGGGGUGCACCUGAGCUUCGUCCGUUCUGUCACUAUGGACAAGUGGAAGGACGUGGAGCUGGAGAAGAUGAAAGCCGGCGGAAACGCUAAAUUCCGAGAGUUCCUGGAGUCUCAGGAGGACUAUGACCCCCGGUGGUCCCUGCAGGAGAAGUACAGCAGCAAGGCCGCCGCCCUUUUCAGGGACAAGGUGGCCACCCUGGCUGAAGGUAGAGAAUGGUCUCUGGAGUCGUCGCCCGCCCAGAACUGGACCCCACCUCAGCCCAGGGCACUGCUGUCCACUGCCCAUCGAGCCCCUGGCCAGCUGCAGAGCUCCACCGCUGCCUCUGACAAGGCUUCCGAAGACUGGCUGAGCGACGGCUCCUGUCGAGGGGCCCAGGAGACCCGCUAUGUGGGCUUUGGGAACACCGCGCCACCUCAGAAGAGAGAGGACGACUUCCUCAACAGCGCCAUGUCGUCCCUGUACUCGGGCUGGAGCAGUUUCACCACCGGAGCCAGCAGGUUCGCCUCGGCAGCUAAGGAGGGAGCUACGAAAUUCGGAUCCCACGCAAGUCAGAAGUUCUGGGGUUCCAAGCAGCAGCCCGAGCUGGCGUCGGAGUUGGGGCAUAGUCUGAACGACAGCGUCCUCAAACCCGCCCAGGAGAAGGUGAAGGAGGGAAAGAUUUUUGAUGAUGUGUCCAGUGGGUUCUCUCAGUUGGCAUCCAAGGUCCAGGGGGUUGGCACUAGGGGAUGGCGGGACGUCACCACCUUUUUUUCUGGGAAAGUGGAGGACACCUCGGACAGACUCCCAGAGGGCCAGAGCUACCAGAACAGCGGUGGGGACAACUCCCAGAACACCAUUGAUCAGAGCUUCUGGGAGGCCUUUGGGACCACUGACCCCGCCAAGGCACACCGGUCCCCGAGCAGCGACAGCUGGACAUGCGCGGAUGCCUCAGCCGACAAGAGGAGCUCAGACAGUUGGGACGUGUGGGGCUCGGGCUCCGCGUCCAACAACAAGAACAGCGACAGUGGUGAUGGCUGGGAGGCCUGGUGGGGCGGCGGGGAGGGCGCGGCCAAGGCCACCAGGGAGGGCGCAGCCAAGGCCACCAGGAAGGCCGCGCCACCCACGGCGGACGAGGUCUGGGACAACCAGGACUGGUAGGCCCCAGCCCUGCAGCCAGUGCUGUGGAAGGCAGCCUCGGGCGGGCCCCUGGGCCGUGCCUGCCGGUCCUGUGUCCCUGUCCCCGCUCUCCUGGAUUCUCGGCAGCCCUGGGCACUUGGGCCAGGCGCUGUCGAGGGCAGGGGUCCGUGCUGCUGCGGGGAGCCGGCCGCACCCUGCCGUCCCCCCACGCACUCAGUAAUAAACAUCCUUCCUGGUGGCA
This is a messenger RNA of Camelus dromedarius (Arabian camel), 1632 nucleotides long. It is a transcript of the gene ARFGAP1, whose product is annotated as ADP ribosylation factor GTPase activating protein 1. Gene Ontology annotation, molecular function: GTPase activator activity. Lineage: Eukaryota; Metazoa; Chordata; Mammalia; Artiodactyla; Camelidae. The transcript is spliced from 14 exons. Gene Ontology annotation, biological process: regulation of ARF protein signal transduction; regulation of endocytosis. The coding region runs from base 120 to 1412 and encodes 430 amino acids. The record is from RefSeq and is a predicted model, not a curated record. Gene Ontology annotation, cellular component: Golgi membrane.